AUGUUACGUGCCAGUCUACAUGGGAAACCAUUAGACCUGAUUAAAGGAGUCGGAUCAGAUUAUAAAGCAGCCUGGGCAUAUCUUGAUUCUAUCUAUGGAGAUCCUAGAUUUAUAGCAGACACAGUCACCCAAGAUAUUACAAGAUUUAAACCACUUCAGAAUGGUGAAGAUACUCGCUUUUGUGAGCUCGUCCAUCUCGUGAAUAGAAGCUAUAAUACCCUUAAAGAAGUAGGACGUCCUUAUGACAUGAACAAUAAUCACAUGUUGGCUAUUAUAGAACAGAAGAUGUGCGUUGACGAUAGGAAGAUGUGGGCUCGAGAUUUAGAAAGAGAAAAAAAAGAGGCUACAUUGGAAAACAUCAUGUCUUGGAUGACGACUGAAAUGAAGUCACGAAUGAGAUCAUCGGCGCCUGUUAGAAGUCAAGGUCAGGGAAGAAAGUGGAAUGUAAAUUAUGCGAGUGAAGGCGAAAGAUUCAAAUGUUGGGUUUGCAAAACGUCAGUUCAUUGGGUGGAUCAGUGUCCUAAAGUUGAAGCUAUGACACCAGCAGCGAGACUCCAAUUAAUGAAAGAAAACCGUGCAUGUUUUGCAUGUUUAAAGAAAACAAGCAAGAAUCAUAAAGCAUCAACAUGCUCUCGUCGACGCCAAUGCUCGGAAAAAGUAGGAAAUGAACAAUGCAAAUCAUUUCAUCAUCAUCUCUUGCACAUCCCUGGUCAAACGAAUCAUUGUGGAAUUGCCUCUGUGAACAACAACAAAAACGUACUCCUGCCCGUUAUUGAAGUUGAAAUCUUAGGACAAGAAGGAAAUCGUCAAAGAGCAGUUGUGUUAUUUGACUCUGGUGCACAGAUAAGCCUGAUUCGAAAGUCAGUGGCAAAGGAUAUGAAGCUAAAAGGAAAGGAUGUGAUGGUCACACUCACCAAAGUUGGAGGAGAAGAAGAAGAGAUACGAACAAAGCUUUAUAAAGUGCGUCUUCUUUCGCUUGAAGAUAACACCAUUCACUCCAUAAGCGCUGUUGGCAUUCCUUGUAUUAGUGACAGUAUUGAAGCUGUCAGUAUUGGAGAAUAUGCUCAAGAACUGGGGCUUGAAGGAAGAAAUCUCAUCAGGGGAAGUGGAUCGGUUGACAUACUGAUUGGAUGUGAUCAUGUUAAAUUACAUGCAGGCGAAAUAAGAGAAGCGAAGAAUUUGAUAGCACGUCAUUCGCCGCUUGGUUGGGUCGUGUUUGGGCCAAUCACAGGAAGCCAAGGUCAACACAAUCGAGUUCUUCAUGUUCAAGUAUCGACUCCUGUCAAUAUGACCGAAUUUUGGAGCACAGAAGCAAUGGGUGUGUCCAGCAAGCCCUGCCAGUGCAACAAUGAGAAGCUUAGUCCAGCUGAGCAACUAGAAAAGAAAGUGAUAGAGGACUCUUGUAAGAAAGUUGGAAAGCAAUGGAUGGUAUCAUACCCAUGGAGAAGAGAUAGAAAUCUUUUACGUGACAAUCGAGAACAUGCUCUAAAGAAAUUAGAAGCAACAGAACGCCGUCUGAAGAAGAAUCCAGUGAAUGCUGAAAAAUACAACGAGCAAAUAAACGAAAUGACUGAACUAAAUUUCGCUAGAAAGUUGUCGAAAGAAGAAGUGAAAAAUCACAAAGGUCCUGUUCAUUAUAUCGCUCACAGAGAAGUCUUGAGACCCGAUAAAAGAAGCACACCAGUAAGAAUCGUCUUCAACUCCUCAGCCAACUAUAAAGGUCAAUGUUUAAACGAUUUUUGGAUGAAAGGUCCGGACUUGCUAAAUAAUUUGUUCGGAGUGGUAUUAAGAUUUCGAGAAAACGAAGUGGCAUUCUGUGCAGACAUAUCCAAAAUGUAUCAUCGCAUUCUAAUCCCGAAAGAAGACCAAGAUGUUCACAGGUUUCUAUGGCGAAAUCUAGAAACCGAAAGAGAGCCAGACAUCUAUGUGAAGAAGGUACUAACAUUCGGCGACAAGCCUGCUCCGGCCAUGGCACAAAUUGUUCUUCGAAAAACCGCAGAGGAAGCAAAAGAAAUACACCCAGAAGCUUCGAGAACCCUGUUGGAGAAUAGUUAUGUUGACGACAUCUGGGACUCAGCUCCUACUGAACAGAAAGCAAAGAAGAUAACAAAGGAAGUUGACGAAAUUCUUGCAACAGGCGGAUUCACCGUGAAGGGCUGGUUAUCUAAUCGUUCAGCAGUUCAAGUAAGCAAUUCAGCAGCUCCAAAGAAUACGGAAUGUAUGAAACUACUCGAAACAAAUGCCGCUGAGAAAGUACUAGGUCUUAUUUGGGACAAUAAAAAGGACGUUUUCUCCUUCAAAGUGAAUAUCAGCCUGUCAACGCUCCAAACAGAUAAUUCAACCGAAUUGGUGACAAAGAAGCUGACAAAGAGAAAAAUUCUAAGUCAAAUAGCCAGAGUGUUUGACCCUUUCGGAUUUGCUGCAGCCUUCAUAAUUAAGGCUAAAAUUGGAAUGCAAGAUCUUUGGGAAAGAGGAAUCGAAUGGGAUGAAGAACUAACGAAAGCAGAUCAUGACAAGUGGAUGGCGCUAUUUGAAGAGAUGAAAGAGCUCAAUAAUGUUACCGUAGUAAGAUGCCUUACCCCAAUCUGCGUUAUCGGCAAACCCACUCUUUGCAUUUUUUCGGAUGCAUCGGAGAAAGCAUUUGGAACUUGUGCGUAUAUAAGAUGGCUCCUAAAUGAUGGUACCUUUGACGUAAGAUUUACCGCUGCCAAGUCGAGAGUCGCCCCCUUAAAGCAGUUAACAAUUCCGCGAUUAGAGCUGCAAGCAGCUGUUCUUGCUUCCCGACUAGGAAAAACAAUCUUAGAAGAAACUAGAUUUCAAUUCGAGAAAGUUAUAUAUUUCGUUGACAGCAUGAUAGUAUUGGCGUGGAUACAGUCCCAAGCAAGAUCGUACAAGAUUUUCGUGUCCACGCGAGUUAGAGAAAUUCAAACAAAUUCAAAUCCGGCACAGUGGAGACAUAUUCCGGGAGAAGACAACGUAGCUGAUGACGUAUCUCGAGGUGUGGCGGUUAAAAACCUACAGGAUAGAUGGCUAUCAGGCCCGGACUUUUUACGAAAACCUGAAGAAGAAUGGCCACAAAAUGCGGUCCAACCAAAGGAAGACGAAGUUAACAAAGAGCGACGCAAACCACAAGCCGUCUGCUCCGUCGAUGCAAGCCAGGAACCCAUCGAUUGCAAAAGGUUUUCAAAAUGGCGAAGACUUGUCAGAGUCACAGCUAGAAUACAAAGAUUGGCAGCGAAAGCGCGUAGCAAACGGGUAGAAAACACGACUAACUCCGCUGGUAAUGAUGGAAUCUUAACUCCAGACGAUUUAAGAGCAGCUGAACUUUACUGGAUCAAGCGUGCUCAGAUAACUGUUCACAAAAGAGUGAAGAAUGGAGAAUUACGACAAUUCAGUCCUUUCAUCGAUGACGAAGGUGUCCUAAGAGUUGGGGGCCGUGUAGAUAAAGCAUUGGUGUGCUAUGAUAACAAGCAUCCCGCAUUACUACCUUAUGAACACUGGAUCUCAACUCUUAUUACUCGUCAUGCACACGAACAAGGACAUAGUGGUAUUGCUGCAACCGUAGCGAAAUUGCGAAGAAAUUACUGGAUCCUGAAAGCGCAUAAUCUGGCAAAGAAACUGAAACGACGAUGUGUUUUCUGUAAGAGCAUGGAGCAUAAAUUGGAAACUCAACUAAUGGCGGAACUUCCACCAACACGAUUAACCCCGCAAACCCCUCCCUUUUUCUACACUUCUUGUGAUUAUUUCGGUCCGUACAAGGUGAAAAUCAGCAGAAACAAAACAGAUAAGAACUAUGGAGUGAUAUUUACAUGCUUGAAUUCAAGAGCUAUUCAUCUUGAGCUAGCCACGGACUAUUCGGCAAUGGGUUACAUGCAAGUGCUAAGAAGAUUUUUCUGCAUUCGAGGCUGUCCAAAAUUAAUUCUCAGCGAUAACGGAACUCAACUCGUAGGCGUAGCUAGAGAACUGCGUGAAAUGAUACGACUGAGGAUGGGACAUCCAGAAAUUAAAGGAAUACUGCGCAGAAAGAGGAACAACAUGGCAAUUCAUCACACCUUCAGCACCACACCAGAAUGGGUGCGCUGA
Molecule: messenger RNA, 4083 nt
Organism: Dendronephthya gigantea
Lineage: Eukaryota; Metazoa; Cnidaria; Anthozoa; Malacalcyonacea; Nephtheidae
Exons: 1
Coding region: 1-4083 (1360 amino acids)
Biological process (GO): DNA integration; proteolysis
Molecular function (GO): nucleic acid binding; aspartic-type endopeptidase activity
Source: RefSeq, a predicted model, not a curated record